Messenger RNA from Spinacia oleracea (spinach), 994 nucleotides. Its product is annotated as peptidyl-prolyl cis-trans isomerase FKBP20-1. Gene Ontology annotation, cellular component: cytoplasm. Lineage: Eukaryota; Viridiplantae; Streptophyta; Magnoliopsida; Caryophyllales; Amaranthaceae. Bases 173 to 739 code for a protein of 188 amino acids. Gene Ontology annotation, biological process: protein peptidyl-prolyl isomerization. The record is from RefSeq and is a predicted model, not a curated record. The transcript has 7 exons. Gene Ontology annotation, molecular function: peptidyl-prolyl cis-trans isomerase activity.
AGCCCUCACAUAAAUCGUGUUCUUUCUACUGCUAUGGCCAACCAGUUCCUCGGCUCAUCCCUUUUCUCUCUACCUGUUUUCUCCGCCACCAUCGCCGCCGCCGCCGUUACUCCAGACGUAUCUCUUCGUCACCCUCUUUACUACUUUAUCGGUAAUUAAAACAACGGGUGCAAUGGGGGAUGUAAUUGACUUGUCCGGUGAUGGUGGUGUUUUGAAGACUAUUUUAAGGCGGCCAAAGGAUAAUGCUGUCGGCCCGACAGAGGAAUUUCCUUUAGUGGAUGUUCAUUAUGAGGGCAUUCUGGCUGAAACGGAGGAAGUCUUUGAUAGUACACAUGAAGACAAUACUAUCUUCUCAUUUGAGUUAGGAAAGGGCAGUGUGAUCAAGGCAUGGGAUAUUGCAGUCAAAACUAUGAGGGUUGGGGAAAUAGCUAAGAUUACUUGCAAGCCCGAGUAUGCAUAUGGAAGUGCAGGUUCUCCUCCGGAUAUUCCUCCAGAGGCAACAUUAAUAUUUGAGGUGGAGUUGGUGGCCUGCCGACCACGCAAGGGCAUGAGUGCCGGUGGUGCUGCGGAUGAGAGAGCUAGGCUUGAGGAGUUGAAAAAACAGAGAGAGAUGGCAGCUGCGGUGAAGGAAGAAGAGAAGAAGAAGCGGGAGGAAGCUAAAGCAGCAGCAGCUGCUCGUAUCCAGGCAAAGAUGGAUGCCAAGAAAGGCCAGGGGAAGGGAAAGGGGAAAGCAAAAUAGUUCUAGCAAGAGGCAUAGAGCGACGGAAGGCACUAGGAUGUCAAUGGCUUUCGGAACUUGUGCUUUACUAGCUAAUUUAGUCGACUUGUUAGUAAUGGUCAAAAAAUAAUGUAAGCCGUUUUCAGUUAAUAGAUUAAUUUUUCCGAAAUCAAAAUUAAAUUUUGUAAUUUAUGUGAGAACUUUGUAAGAAAGCGACACCAAGCCUAAUCUUCUUCUACAAGUUUAGCUGGUAAAUUUGGAACGAUUAGCUGGUAA